AUGGAAUGCCCGGUCGAGAUCCGUACAGUGAGCCUCGGGAUCUACUCCUCGUUUUCCACUGCGCAAGCCGUCGCUAUGAGCGCCCUUGAACUGAAUCUGAAGAGACUCCAGUCCGCAGGUUUCAUGGGUAAAUACUGCAACGACAUAGACCUUUGUAGGCGAGGUCUCAUUACACAUAUCACGAAAAAUAGGCAAGAAAGACCGCUCAGCGAAUACCAGAUUGAAGCAUUGCCACUACAGGACCGUGCAGUACGUGUAGACUCAUCUCUGGGAGUAUUUGGAGAGCAGAAUGGAAGUCCGAACCCGAUGGUUUCACUUCCUCCAAAGCAAAUGCCACCCACUAUCUUCAAGAUCGAGCAAGACCCACUGUGGGCGCAAUCACGCAUCCCAUACUUUCGCAAGCGCGACGAUGGCCCCUUUCGAAGUGUCAAUGAGCCGGCUUACGCCACAUAUUUCGUUAUGAACAUGCCGGAAGCGCGCAAAUUUGCUGUUAAUGUAGUGACUACCAACAAAGAUGACAAAAAGAGGGCCGUCACAGGGAUCUUGAAACAAAGAAUGACGCCAGAUCCCAACCUCGAGGUUCAGACCAGACCGGAUCUCUUGGAAACUAAGGUUGAGAAGCUGACCAGUACGGGCUCAACGCGGCCGCAACAAGGAGGCGGCAAAGACAUUGAGCCGAUCUAUCAGGGGCGCCGGCACUCAAUAUCGCUGAAUUAG
Molecule: messenger RNA, 717 nt
Organism: Paraphaeosphaeria sporulosa
Lineage: Eukaryota; Fungi; Ascomycota; Dothideomycetes; Pleosporales; Didymosphaeriaceae
Exons: 2
Coding region: 1-717 (238 amino acids)
Source: RefSeq, a predicted model, not a curated record